Messenger RNA from Chrysochloris asiatica (Cape golden mole), 2643 nucleotides. It is a transcript of the gene ENPP3, whose product is annotated as ectonucleotide pyrophosphatase/phosphodiesterase 3. The record is from RefSeq and is a predicted model, not a curated record. Gene Ontology annotation, biological process: nucleoside triphosphate catabolic process. The transcript is spliced from 25 exons. Lineage: Eukaryota; Metazoa; Chordata; Mammalia; Afrosoricida; Chrysochloridae. Gene Ontology annotation, molecular function: nucleic acid binding; nucleoside triphosphate diphosphatase activity; metal ion binding. Bases 1 to 2643 code for a protein of 880 amino acids.
AUGAAACCCGGAAGCCCUCCAGAUCGUUCCGCAUGUGGAGCAGGACGAUCCGCGAAACGUGGACUAGCGCGCCCUCAAGCGGAACCUGGAGCCCAAGUUCUUCUUGCUUUGUUGGUGAUUGUAUCGCUUGGAUUAGGCCUGGGACUUGGACUCAGGAAACCAGAGACACAAGGCAGUUGCAGGAGGAAAUGCUUUGAUUCAUCGUUUAGAGGCCUGGAGGGCUGCAGGUGUGAUGUGGGAUGUAAAGACCGAGGCGACUGUUGUUGGGAUUUUGAAAACACCUGUGUGGAACCAACUCAAAUAUGGACCUGUAAUAAAUUUCGGUGUGGGGAAACCAGGUUAGAAUCUAGCCUUUGCUCUUGCUCAGAUGACUGCUUGCAGAGGAAAGACUGCUGCACUGAUUAUAAGAGUGUUUGCCAAGGAGAAACAUCAUGGGUGAAAGAAGAAUGUAGCACAGCCCAACAGCCUCAGUGUCCAGAAGGGUUUGACCUGCCCCCAGUGAUUUUGUUUUCCAUGGAUGGCUUCAGAGCUGAGUAUUUACAAACAUGGCAUAGUUUAAUGCCUAAUAUUAAUAAACUGAAAACAUGUGGAAUUCAUUCGAAAUAUAUGAGAGCUGCUUAUCCCACCAAAACCUUCCCAAAUCAUUACACCAUUGUCACUGGCUUAUAUCCAGAAUCACAUGGCAUCAUUGACAAUAAUAUGUAUGAUGUAACCCUCAAUAUGAAUUUUUCACUGUCAUCAAAAGAAAAAGAGAAUCCAGCCUGGUGGGGUGGACAACCAAUCUGGCUGACAGCAAUGAAUCAGGGUUUAAAAGCUGGUACCUACUUCUGGCCAGGAUCAGAUGUGGCUAUAAAUGGCACCUUUCCUUCCAAAUACGUGGUGUACAGCAAUAAGAUUCCAUAUCAAGAGAGGAUUUCUACAUUGUUGAAAUGGCUGGACCUGCCCAAGGCUGAAAGACCCCAUUUUUACACCAUCUAUGUGGAAGAGCCUGAUUCUGCAGGUCAUAGUGCUGGACCAGUCAGUGCCAAUGUAAUUCAAGCCUUACAGUUGGUAGAUCAAACUUUUGGAAUGUUGAUGGAAGGCCUAAAACAGCGGAACUUACACAAUUGUGCCAAUAUUAUCCUUUUGGCUGAUCAUGGAAUGGAUCAAACUUUCUGUGACAAGUUGGAAUAUAUGACAGAUUAUUUUCCCCAGAUAAACUUCUACAUGUAUCAAGGGCCUUCACCUCGUAUCAGGGCUCGUAAUAUACCUCAAGACUUCUAUAGUUUCGACUCUGAAGGAAUUGUUAAGAACCUCACUUGCCGAAAAUUUGACCAGCAUUUCAAACCAUAUUUGACUCCUGAUUUACCAAAACGACUACAUUUUGCUAAAAAUAUCAGAAUUGACAAAGUUCAUCUUUUGGUGGAUCAGCAAUGGCUAGCUGUGAGGAGUAAACCCUAUACAUCGUGUGGAGGAGGCAAUCAUGGUUAUAACAAUGAGUUUAAGAGCAUGCAGGCUAUCUUUCUGGCACAUGGGCCCAGUUUUAAAGAAAAGAUUGAAGUUGAACCAUUUGAAAAUAUUGAAGUCUAUAACCUAAUGUGUGAUCUUCUACACAUUCAACCAGCACCAAACAAUGGUACCUAUGGAAGUUUGAACCAUCUUCUGAAGACACCUUUUUAUGAGCCAUCCCACCCAGAAGAAGUGUCGAAGUCUUCUGUUUGCAGCUUUACUAAUCCAUUGCCCACAGAUGAUCUGGGAUGCUCAUGUCCUGGGCUACAAAAUAAAGAUGAUCUACAACGCGUGAAUCAAAGGCUAAAUCUUGCCUCGGCUGGCAUAACUGCAACAGAGAAAGAAAAUAUGCCAUUUGGGAGGCCCCGGGUUAUGCAGAAGAAUAAGGAACACUGUCUUCUUUACCACAGAGAAUAUGUGAGUGGAUUUGGAAAAGCUUUCAGGAUGCCCAUGUGGAGCUCAUAUACAAUCCUUAAACCGGGAGACACAUUGCCUCUUCCUCCCUCUAUCCCAGACUGUCUGCGGGCUGAUGUCAGGGUCACUCCUUCUGAGAGCCAAAACUGUGCCUUCUAUUUAGCAGACAAGAAUAUCACCCACGGCUUCCUCUACCCUCCUGCAAACAACAGAACUUCUGAAAGUCAAUAUGAUGCUUUAAUUACAAGUAAUUUGGUCCCUAUGUAUGAAGAAUUCAAAAAAAUCUGGCACUACUUCCACAGCGUUCUUCUUAAAAGAUAUGCCGUUGAAAGAAAUGGAAUCAAUGUGAUUAGUGGACCAGUAUUUGAUUACAAUUAUGAUGGACAUUUUGAUGCUCCAGAUGAAAUUACAAACCAUUUAGCCAACACCAGUGUUCCUAUCCCAACACAUUACUUUGUGGUGCUGACCAGUUGUAAAAACAAGAACCAGACUCCCAACGACUGCCUUGGGGGGUUGGACGUCCUGCCCUUUAUCAUCCCUCACCGGUCCACCAAUGAGGAGAGCUGUCCUGAGGGUAAGCCAGAAGCUGUCUGGAUUGAAGAAAGGUGGAAUGCACAUACUGCCAGGGUCCGAGAUGUGGAGCUUCUUACUGGACUUGACUUUUAUCAGGAAAAAGCACAGUCUGUCUCUGAGAUCUUGCAACUAAAGACUUUUUUACCCAUAUUUGAAACCCAUAGUUAG